Aspergillus pseudonomiae is the source of this 903-nucleotide messenger RNA. RefSeq names its product kinase-like domain-containing protein. The coding region runs from base 1 to 903 and encodes 300 amino acids. The record is from RefSeq and is a predicted model, not a curated record. Gene Ontology annotation, cellular component: cytoplasm; nucleus. NCBI's taxonomy places the organism in Eukaryota, Fungi, Ascomycota, Eurotiomycetes, Eurotiales, Aspergillaceae. Gene Ontology annotation, molecular function: ATP binding; MAP kinase activity. The transcript has 4 exons. Gene Ontology annotation, biological process: intracellular signal transduction; protein phosphorylation.
AUGGCGGCUGCUUUGGUUCUUGGACAGGCUUUGAAAGGCAAAACAGGUAUUUACACUGUGACAAGGCAGCUACAGGACUCAGUCUGGCUUGCUACGAACAAAUAUCAUGCGAACGUCAUGGCGAAGAGUGUCAGACAUUUUCGAUUACAAAACGAACGAGACGUUCUACGUCACUUCCAAAACAGAACCCCCUGGAUUCGCCCGUUAAUUGAUGAGAUCACAGAUCCUGCAGUUCCUCUGACGCUCAUAUUGAGAUACUUAGACGAUGAUGCUCUUCACGCAUCGAAUAAGCAACGUCUUACUCGUCCAGAGGUGAAACAUGUUGCGAAAAAGGUGCUACAAGCUCUUUCAGUUUUACAUGACGAGGGAUUUGUACAUACCGACCUCAAACCAAGCAAUGUGUUGGUAAAUUAUGGCUACAGUGAUAUCCGUUUUGCAGACGUCCAAUUAGCUGAUUUUGGGAGUACUGUUCCUGCGGACUCUGCUUACGCACAACAUGGUGACCCUAUCGGCACCCAUAUUUUCAGGAGCCCUGAAGCACAGCUUCAAAUGAAAUGGGGCACUGCAACGGAUAUUUGGUCAUUUGAAGGAUUUCACAUCUUCAAGCCCGAUGUUCCUGCCGACCACGAUGAAUACGAUGUCAAGAUCCUCAUGAAGCAUCAUAGAUGCUUCGGGCCAUUUCCAGAAUCGUACGAACAAAUUGCGGACCAGGAGCGACUGGCUAUUCUUGUUUGGAUCAUGCAAAACAGCCCUCCUGAGACAUUGAGACCGUUCCAUCUCACCACUACGCUGGAAAUUUGCCCGGAAGAUAAGGAAUUCGUGUUAACGGCCAUGAAGCUAGAUCCACGAGAUCGGCCGUCAGCACGACAGCUCUUGGAUGAUGGAUGGUUUGGUCAGCCUUGA